Nematostella vectensis (starlet sea anemone) is the source of this 2939-nucleotide messenger RNA. Its product is annotated as twitchin. Gene Ontology annotation, molecular function: protein binding. Bases 1 to 1686 code for a protein of 561 amino acids. Gene Ontology annotation, biological process: cell-cell adhesion. The transcript is spliced from 9 exons. The record is from RefSeq and is a predicted model, not a curated record. Lineage: Eukaryota; Metazoa; Cnidaria; Anthozoa; Actiniaria; Edwardsiidae.
AUGCUCUAUGAUGUCAAAUACAAGCCAUCCAUUUUUCCCAAGCCUCCUGAUCAAACCGUCAACGAGACCACAGGCUUACUUAAACUGACAUGUAAGUCUGACGGCUACCCCGCGCCGACCUACAAGUGGUCUAGAGAUGGAGUAGUGGUGUCACUGACCAGUGUGUAUAACAGAAACAAUAUGACCAGGUCAGAGGCAGGGACGUACAUGUGCACAGCUACUAAUGAGAUGGGGAGUGACACAACCACGGUACAAGUCACCGUCAACUAUAAACCAGAGAUGGUGUUUUCGACUACCAACACGUCGUCUUGGGGUGGAAAAAACCUGAGCCUGCAGUGCAAUGCCAGAGGUGUACCAUCACCUCAGAUCACGUGGUACAAGUCUGGCGGUAAGCCAAUCACAGCUGGAGUAAGCCCCAUCUCCGGAGGCAGCCAGCUCCAAGUUACAACAACUCAAUACGCAGGGGACUAUGGACAGUACAAGUGCCGGGCGUCUAACUUGUUGGGGUCCGUGGAACGCCUGAUCUACGUCACUCAAUUGUUCGCUCCAGGCCCUCCCAUCAUCACGGUGUCAAAUAUCGAGGCGUCAUCCAUCAAAGUCAACUGGGCCCCUCCUUCAUCUGAUGGCGGCAGCCCUGUCAUCGACUACAAGGUGGAAGUGGAUCCUGCAAAACCGCCCCGUGAGGGGGUGCCUGGGGGCCAAGUUGUCAUCUCAGAUCUUACAAAGAAUACAGAGUAUACUGUAAAAGUGACCGCGCGGAACGUUGUUGGUUAUGGCGACGCUGGGACGGAAAUUAUCCGAACUAAAAAGCAAGGACCCCCCUCGCAACCGUUUCUCAAACCUGUUGACAAUACUACGACAAGCGAGGAAAUCACCCUGGAAUGGAGCAAACCCGACGAGAACGGUGGCGCCAUCCAGGCCUACAUCGUGUACUUCAUGUUGACUUUCCCUGAUGGCCAGAAGACAGACUGGACUGAAACCGCUAACAUCACAGACCUCUCAGUGCUGAGCUACACAUUCAAGGGCAUGAAGCCAGGAAGGACUUACAGCUUCCUGGUCACCGCGUACAACCAGUACGGAGAGAGCGCUAGGGAUUAUACCAAAGCACGCGUGGUGCAGGUCAACGAGAUGAGCACAAAUAAACCCGAUGCGGGUGAGCGUGGCGCAGGCCCCGGGGGGUCCAACAUGGCGGCGAUAGGGGGUGCGGUCGGCGGGGUCAUCCUCGUGGUGCUCGUGGCGGGAAUUAUCUUUGUCGUGCUCCGACGCAAACGACUGCAGAAGCCAGGUGGUGCUCCACGAAACGAGAGCCAACAAGAGAUAAAUCCAUACGACAUCACAGACCACCGUACGGCCGCGACUAACGAGGGGAAUGGGGCCGAGGACGAGGGUCCGACCUAUGCUGUCGUCGACAAGACGAAGAAGAAGAAGAAAAAAGCGCAAGAUGACAUUCCUGUGUACGCUGAGGUCGACAAAACAAAGAAGCGGAAGCCCGGGGAGAUCGUGUAUGCGGAGCUAGCAGACUUCAACUCCGUCAUGGACGAGGCAGCUGCCUCUGCCACGAAACCUGCUGCCUACCAGGAAACCGCCUACGCUGACAUCACCGAGUUCCAGAAAGCAGAGGACCCCACCUAUGCUAACGUUCCUGGCCAACAGGAAGUUACCUAUGGCAACAUACAGAGCAUGUAAAUUACCAGGAAGUCACGGCGGACAGGGAAGUGAUACUAAACAGAAACACAAUAAAUGAACAUCAUUAUUAGGCCAGGAAACUACCCCUAGGCUGUGGUGGAAAUACCAUCAAACCCGAAAACUACCUGUAGAGGCUAGAGAACUAUACCACAAGACAAAAGAACUAGAGCAUAGCACUACCACUAGACUAGAAAAUACCACUAAACCCGGAAACCUCCACUAACCUGGAAACUAUCUCUAGAAACAAGAGAACUAUACCACUAGACAAAAUAACUACCACUAGAACAUAGUAUUUCCCCAGAAAACUACCAUUAUACCAGGUAAUACCAAUAGACCAGGAAACUACCAUUAUACCAGGUGAUACCAAUAGACCAGGAAACAACAAUUAUACCAGGUAAUACCAAUAGACCAGGAAACUACCAUUAUCCUCCAGCCCUCUUCCUAAAAUUCUAAUUGUUGGGCCAAGCUAGUGCUACCACCAGGCCUCCUGGUCUGACUAACCGAAAAAGGCCAGUUUUGAACUUGGUUUUGAACGAUUUUUUGAACGUUUUAAUACAGGAAGAUAGAGAAAUUUCAUGAUGCAUGUUAAUAAAUUCGUUAGUAUUUAUUUUUAUAAAUUUACUCUUUAUAGGGUGUACAGACAUCAUUAGAGGAAAGUAGUUUGUAAUUGAUGACAACGUAAAGUAUUUUUGUAUGCAUAGAUUUUAUAGAUAUAUUUUUGUGGUUUUAAUGUAUUUUUAUACUAUAUUGUAUGUAGGUCACUGGAAGCAAAAUAUUUGAUAUUCUUAGACUAGAUUUCAAGGGUGCCAUCAGAUUGAUUGACACAUUGAAAAGUAAACUGUUUGAUCCCAGGGUCCUUUGGGUAAUUUCAAAAUGGCACCUUUUUCGGUUGAGCUUUUUUCCACAGGGAGACCAAAGUCAAGUUGUCUCGUUUCCAGUCUGUCUGACUGAGAGGAGCCAUUUUUAAAUUACUCAAAAGUCAUUUGAACGCAAAUAGAUGUUUUGAUAGCAUUUGAUAAUGUGAGAAUGUUGCGUUUUGAAAGUAAGGAAUAAUUUCAAAUUUAAAUUUUGUGAGUUAAUUAUACGUUUCGUGGUGAAUCGAAAAUAAUUCGUCAGAUAAGAAUAAUUGUAAUUGUUAAUAAUUUUUAGUAUUGGCAAGUUAUCGCUAUAAAUGAAAAGUAAACGUUUUGAUAAAAAUAACUGUAAGAUUUUAUUUUGUAUUUUACAAUGAAAUAAACUUCGUUAGUGUUGAA